ACCCCCUCUCCUCACCCUCACAUCCUUCCUCAUCACUAUUUCUUUCUGCUGGCCUCUUCGUCUUGUUGUUUCGUAGUCUCCUUCACUCCUCCGCUGGUCAUCCGUCCCCCAGGUAAAAGGCUCCAUCUGUUUUAAUGGAUGAUAGAGGUGGUGUAGCAGGAGACACGUUGGGCGCUGCUGCCUCCCUUUUCCUUACCUUCCCUUUCCACCCCCAAGCAGCUCAUGGACUCCGGCCAUCAGUACUCCGGCGUCCAGUUCAAAGAUGCUACUGCGGCGCAGGCGUCGACGCCCCCGAGAGAGAACCGAGUCGUCGUGGGCGAGAUGGAUUUCUUCUCCAAGGAGAAAAAGACGAUGGCGAGUGUGGAACUUGAUCUCAAGGUGCCCAGCCUCGGUAUCAAGAGCGAGGACCUCACCGUCAACACUGGAUUGCACUUGGCCAAUACGCGUAGCGACCAGUCGAUGGUGGACGACGGGAUGUCGCCGCACGAGGACGACAAAGAAGGCAAGAGUGAGUUGGUCGCCAUGCAAGCCGAGCUGGAGCGCACCAAGGAAGAGAACCAGAAGCUGAGGGCGAUGCUGAACCAGGUGACCUCCAACUACAACGCCCUUCAGAUGCAUCUCGUCGCACUGGUGCAACAGCGACGCGCUUCUGGAAACCCACAGGGACAUGAUGCGGUUGACGAGAAGAUUGAGGCGAAGAGCAGCAAUAAGCAUGAAGGAAUCGUCGUCCCAAGGCAGUUCAUGGAUCUUGGACCGGGUGGGGACAUCGAUGAGCCAUCCCACUCUUCUACGGCGAGCAGGGACCGGUCCUUGUCGCUGCGGAGCCACACUGCAGUUGGAUCGGCAGAUUACAGUGCACAGAAGAGCAGAACUGAUGACAGGGAAAUACUCCCUCUUGAUCAUGAGAAGUAUACCAGGGAAGAUAGCUCGGACAAUGGCUGGAGCCCUGACAAGGCAUCCAAAUUAACUGCUUCCAAGGCCACCGAGCAAGCCCAGGACGCCACCAUGAGAAAGGCCCGAGUGUCCGUUCGAGCAAGGUCUGAAGCUCCCAUGAUCACUGAUGGAUGCCAAUGGAGGAAGUACGGGCAGAAGAUGGCCAAAGGAAACCCAUGCCCUCGGGCUUACUACCGGUGCACCAUGGCGACCGGGUGCCCCGUCCGCAAGCAGGUCCAGAGGUGCGCCGACGACCGUUCGAUCUUGAUCACCACGUACGAGGGAGCUCACAAUCAUCCGCUCCCGCCGGCAGCCAUGGCGAUGGCGUCGACCACUUCAGCUGCGGCGUCGAUGCUCCUGUCGGGAUCGAUGCCGAGCGGCGACGGCCUGAUGAGUUCCAACUUCCUAGCGAGGACCAUCCUCCCCUGCUCGUCGAGCAUGGCCACCAUAUCCGCCUCCGCGCCGUUCCCGACCGUGACAUUGGACCUCACCCAGAUCCCCAACCCGCUGCAGUUCCAAAGAUCGGCCGCGUCCCAUUUCCAGCUACCGUUCGCGAGCGCCGCUCCCGGCUUGGCAACAUCACUGUCGCCGCCGCAGGUCUUCGGGCAGACGCUCCAAACCCAAUCCAAAUUCUCGGGCCUGCAGAGGUCCCCGGAGAUGGACGCCACCCAACUGGCUCAUACGAAGGCUCAGUCGCUUCUGCCACCUUCGCUAGCUGACAAAGUGAGCGCCGCCACGGCGGCCAUAACGGCGGACCCCAACUUCACCGCCGCGCUUGCCGCAGCCAUAACUUCGAUCAUCGGCGCCGGCGGGAAUCAUCAAACAGGAAACAAUAACAACAGCCACAGCAGUGGCAACACCACCUGCAGCAAUGGCAUCAGCAGCAGCAAGCAGCAAUACGAUCCAGAUCAGUUCCAACUUUCCGGCAACCAAUAGCAGCUGUUCAUCAUCCCAAGCCUCGCCUUCUUCGUCUAAAUGAUUCUUUGAUUUAUUUGAUCAAUUAUAGGAUGCAAAAGUAUCUCUUUUACAUAUUGAUAUAAGCUCAAAAAUUGAAAUAGAUGAUGAAGAUAAGUUAGCUUUUUGAACCAUAUGGAUAAUUUGAAUUUCCUUUUUGUUAUGACUUUCAGAAUU
Molecule: messenger RNA, 2064 nt
Organism: Musa acuminata AAA Group (dessert banana)
Lineage: Eukaryota; Viridiplantae; Streptophyta; Magnoliopsida; Zingiberales; Musaceae
Product: probable WRKY transcription factor 31
Exons: 6
Coding region: 223-1869 (548 amino acids)
Biological process (GO): regulation of DNA-templated transcription
Molecular function (GO): DNA-binding transcription factor activity; sequence-specific DNA binding
Source: RefSeq, a predicted model, not a curated record